Molecule: messenger RNA, 2154 nt
Organism: Perca fluviatilis (European perch)
Lineage: Eukaryota; Metazoa; Chordata; Actinopteri; Perciformes; Percidae
Gene: tipin
Product: timeless interacting protein
Exons: 8
Coding region: 120-1160 (346 amino acids)
Biological process (GO): replication fork arrest; DNA damage response; replication fork processing
Cellular component (GO): replication fork protection complex; nucleus
Molecular function (GO): DNA binding
Source: RefSeq, a predicted model, not a curated record
UAUUUCGUUUGGUCGUACUUUAUAAUAUAUUAUCAUGGUUGUGACUUGUGGUUUAAGUUGACUCUUCACGUUUCACCAUUUCGCUGACAGCAGCUAACUAGCUUAACGAGUUACACACCAUGGAAAACGGCCUGUUUGACAUUCCUGACUACGACAACAUAGAGGAUGAAUCUUUCCCUCCCCUCCCACCGCCUCACUCCCCGGGCCAGGGAGGGCAGGAGGACGGGAACCCUUUUGAAAAUGGGGACGAAGAUGGUGAUGUGUCCAAGCUGGAGGAUGUCCCUGCUGCUAAGAGGAAAGGAGUGAAGAGGCCGCAACCCAAGCUGGACUCUCAGAGGCUGAGCUCAGAAAGAGGACUUCCAGCUCUGCGAACACUGUUUGAUAAUGUCCAUUUCAAAGGCAAAGGGCACGAGGCUCAGGAUUUGCGGCUGCUGAUGCACAAGAUGGAGAACUGGGCCCACAGGUUGUACCCCAAACUGCAGUUUGAAGAUUUUAUUGACAAAGUGGAGAAGCUCGGCAACAAGAAGGAAGUGCAGACCUGUCUCAAACGGAUACGGCUUGACAUGCCACUGACACACAAAGACUUUAUGGGCGGUGAAGAACAAGCAGCUCCUGAAGCGCAUGUCUUUGGGGAUCCGGAUCCGUUUAGCGGAGCAAGCUUUAAUGACCUGCAAGCUCCGGUCCACUCCACCCCGGCUCCAGCUGCUCCACCCACUCCACCUUCCCCAGCUGCUCCCUCCCCCGCUCCCCCCUCCCUGACCGAGGAGCAGCGUAGACGCAUGGAGCUGAACAGACAGCGGGCUCUGGAGAAGAGGCUCGCCCGCCAGCAGCAGCAAACAGGUCCUUCAGACUCCCAGACUGCUGACUCGUCCACGUCAGCAGAGGAACGCACAUCGGCCUCCUCUGCAAACGUCCUCAACAGUUCUAAAGAUCAGGAUGUAGAGGUGGAGGAUUUCGACCUGGAGCCAGCCAGCAGCAGCACACAAGAAGAACAACAACAAGAACAAGAAGAAGAAGCCAUCAAGCUUCCCCACCCAGACUCUGAGCCUCCUGCUGAAUCCCCUCAGUGUGAGAAAGAGGAAGAAACUAACCUCAGCCAGCUCCAUCAACCCAGCAACGAGUGUGAGCAGCGAGAUGAGUGCUCUCUGAGUGCUCUCUGAGUGCAGGAACAAAUCAAACCUGUGCAUAAAUGAUCUUCUUGAAGUCUGUAAAGAGCAACUUGGUUCAAAUUCAGAAUGCCCAUUCCCAUCUGUAAUGUUAAGUUAUGUAAAUUGAAGUUCCCUUCAAUUUCCGUCCUCUAAGAGUUCUGCUUUUGCCGCUGAUAGGCUCAGAUUAUUAUUCUAAGUGUCUGACGACAUUAUGGAAAGGGUUCACAGAGAUAGACCUUUUUGUUGAAGACUAAGAUCUUUUUUGUAUAACAUGAAACUUGAAAUAUUGCUAACUAACCAGACUUCAUUUAAAUAAACAGUAAUUUUAUAAUCGUAAAACACACUUCAUUCUAAUUCAAAUCAAUCAAAAUCAAAAGUCGUCUUGGUUCAUCUUUCCACCGUUCCAACAAUCACCACUCUGGUUUGGUCGAAUUAAACCCUUAAUUCACCCAUUUACAUGUGGAAAUAUGCUGGCUCUAUACACGCUAAAAGUGCUGAUUAUUAAAAUGGUGUCUGGUGGGUUGGCAAUAGCAAUUUGUUGUCAUGCCAGCAGCAAAAAUUGAAACAUAAUUUUUCAGAUUUUACCACUAUUGGCAGGAUUUUGUUUGGUUUCACAAAUGUCAGUUAUUCCUGAACUGUACUAUGUGUUAACCCUUAAUGUCAGUAACAUGCCUGCAGUUAGGCCCUGUUAUUGUUCAUGUUUCAAAGUUAACAUUUCAGUGCAGCGUGAGAAGUUACUGCCAUAACAAUAAAACAUGUUUUCUUUGUGUGAAACUGACCUGAGCUGUGCUCAUCAGUUUAUCAUUAAUGAAUCUGAGCGAAGGUAGUACCAGUUUUUUUUAGUUUUUUUUAAAUGCCUUACAAUAAACAUUUCCUUGAAAAUUGAAUCUGUUUAGUAUCGAGACAUGUAUGUGAUCUCAUCUACAGCAUCAGAUAUACAAUUGCCAUAAACUCAAUAUACAUGGGUCAGAAUAAAAUCUGGUCUAGGUAUUCGCAAUUACAGAAA